GGGGAGGAGGGCGGGGGCUGCUGGGAGCGGCUCGCCGCAGCCCCGCCGCCGCGGUCGGGACGUGGCAGGUGGGUGUCCGGGGGCCAGCUUCGGCUGUGAGGGGUCCCCUCCGUCACCUUCGUCCCCUUCUUCGUCCCCGUAGCCCUCGGGGGGCUGCUCCGCUCCCGGGGUGCGGGGAGCAGGGAGCCCCGAGGAGCGGGCGGCCGCCCCCACGAGGCGUCCGCUCCUCGACGGCUGAGGGCUGGUGUUUGCUGCCAGCUGGGGCAGCCGGAGCAGGAGCUUUGGGCCGAUAAAGGUUUAAUUGUAAGAAAUGGAAGCUAAAGCAUCACAAGAAGAUAAAGUGAAGAUGCUUAUCAUCUUACUAGCAUAUUUGCUAAGUAAAGUAACUUGUGAGACUGGAGACUGCAGAGAGCAAGAGUUCAGGGACCACACCGGAAACUGUAUACUAUGCAAACAGUGUGGACCUGGAAUGGAACUUUCGAAGGAAUGCGGCUUUGGAUAUGGGGAGGAUGCACAGUGCAUGACAUGCAGGCCAAACAGAUUCAAGGAAGACUGGGGCUUUCAGAAGUGCAAGCCUUGUCUGGAUUGUGCGCUAGUUAACCGGUUUCAGAAGGCCAACUGUUCUGCCACCAGCAAUGCGCUAUGCGGAGACUGUUUACCCGGCUUUUAUAGGAAGACCAAGCUUGGAGGCUUUCAAGAUAUGGAGUGUGUUCCUUGUGGUGAUCCCCCUCCUCCCUAUGAACCUCACUGUACCACCAAAGUAAACCUUGUGAAGAUCCCAUCGACUGCUUCCAGUCCACGAGACACCGCUCUAGCAGCAGUUAUAUGCAGUGCACUUGCGACAGUGCUCUUGGCCCUUCUUAUCCUUUGUGUUAUCUAUUGUAAGAGGCAAUUCAUGGAGAAGAAACCCAGCUGGUCUCUGAGAUCACAAGACAUUCACUACAAUGGGUCUGAAUUGUCAUGUUUUGAUAGACCACGGCUAAAUGAGUAUGACCACAGAACAUGUUGCCAGUGCCAGAGAAGCACAUCACAGACAUGUGGACCAGUUCACUUGAUUCCAUCACUAUGCUGUGAUGAGACCUGUAGCAUGGAGCACAGCAGUCACAGUUGUGCUUUCCACUCACAGACUACGCUUAAUGAAAGGGCUUCUGAUUCUGUUGGAGAAAUGAUUCCUACCUUCCUUGGUUCUCUUUCACACUCUGCCUGUGGAGACAUUUCAGAUGCUUGGCCCCUUAUGCAAAACUCAGCUUGUUGUGACAGCAUUUCUUUCUGUGAAUCAUAUUCAGAACUGGCUGGAGUUGCUGCAAAAUCCUGCAGUCCGGAGACUGAAAAUGCAAGUACUGUUGAGUCAGAUAAUAACCAGGAACUAAGUGAUGUACUUAUUUCAGCUAAGUCUCUUGAUGGAAACAUUGCAAAGUCCUUUGAAAUCUCCGAACACAGAACAUAUAUAGAAGUUUCAUCACUUCAGAAUGCAGCAGCUGCUGAAACCCAGCCAAAGACAAAGUGUAAUGGAACAGCAGAUGACUCUACAGAGUGAUAAAGAGGAACCAAGCUCUUUCUCACAACACUACAACGGAAUGCUUCCCUAAUUCUCCUCUGCUGAUUGUCAUCAAAUACAGUCUGGUCUUCAAUGACACACGGUUUCAAAAUCAGCUGGAAAAAAAUGGUGUAAUUUCACACAUUGUAAGCAAGCAGUUGCAACUGAACCAGAAAAGCUGUAAUGUGAAACUUGAAGGAGCAUCCUAGGAGAGCCCUGAAAGUGGAUUCAUGCAUGACCUUUUCCAUCCUUUUUUUUUUUUUUUUAAAGAAUCUUUUAUUCCAUAAGAUUCUCAAAAAGUCUAAGGAGUGAGCUUAAAAGUGUAUGUAAAUACUGCAAAAAAAAAUACAAAUAAGUUAGUGUGUUUAGAUGGGUAUCUUAAAAAUGGCUACAGAUGUCAGAAGGCCUGGGACAAGACUUUUGCCAGUUAUUCUGCUUGCAGAUUUGUGCAUGCAUUUGGAUUUUUUUUUGUCUGGUUCUAGUUUUUAACUCAGUUUCCUGCUGUUGAAGGACUUAAACAUUUCUAUUUAUCCAAGGAUCAUCUAUUGAUAAACUGAAACUUUUAUUAUAUAUUACAUCAUAGUCAAUAAGCUAGUUUGGGAAGUUAAAGACUUUGCAUGUUACAAUAUGUAUGACUGAAGUCCCUUCCAUCCAAUUAUUUUGUUUGUGGGAGGGAGCAUUGUUUUGUUAAAUGUAGCAGAUUAGCUUUAAAUUAGAUUAGGUUAAUGAAAGUCAGCCAUAUAGAUAGGGAUGUUGUGUUUAAUUGGUAGUCCCAGUGCUGGAAGACAGCACUUGUUGUUAUAACAUGUAUCUUUUGGAUGUUGAAAUAUAUGUAAUCAACUCACAUCAAAAUGUCAAACUACAGCAGGUGUGUCAUCAAAGUAUUCGUAAGUGAGACCUAUGACUGAUUUUUUUUAGUAAUGAAUUCUUUUCUGCGGCCAAGCUUCAUUGUGACAUAAUUGACUCAUUUAGUAGGAUUUAGUAGGCCUUCUUUUCUUUUUAUUCAUGUCACUCUCUCCUUCUCAUUGUAGCAUUUUGUGUAAAUUCAAUUUGUCCAUACAAAAUAUAAAAAUGAAUUUGUAACAUUUUUUAAGAUACUUCUGAACCAAAUCCUCAAAGUUAUGUGCAUGCCUAGUCAAUUAUCACCAACUUUCUGCCCUCCUUGUUCCUUAAGAUGUUUUUAACUGCAGUUUGUUGUACCACUUCCUAUAAUACCGUUUGUUCUGCAGCCAUUUUUCCCUAAAAUAAUGUUCACUUCUGUGAGUAAUCCCAGUAACCUCCGAUGAUUCAUUACAUUCAACAGGCUCAAACCUGUCAGUUGUGACCUCUAGCAAUUAUUCUUUAAAAAUACCCAAUGUGCCUUGACAAAAGCAAAGCAAUCAGCAAAACAAAUGUAAUUUUGCAAUAAAUAUUACUCAUCUUUCUGCACAUUGUUCAUAUGGCACUGGAAAUGAUGAAGCAGUAGUCAUGUUCCAUAAUGGAAAAAGGCUUUUGCUUUGAAGCACCCAGUAGAAGAUUGAACCUGUACAAGAAAUAGCUUGGCCCAGUGUAGGCAGCCAAAAUCAGUGAGCUUAUUCAUGCACGCAGAAAUGUUGAAUAACAGUUCUCAAAUUCAAACCAAAGUGAAGACACUACAUAAGGGAUUUUUUUAAAGCAGUAGGUACUACCAUUUGAUCACUGACAUAGUAGAAUAAUAUGCAGUUAUACAAGGAGAAUAAUUAUACAACUAAAAACUGAAAAGUAUAUAUUCAAAUAAGAAUAGUUUUGAAUAAUUUCUUUGGAUACUUUUGUACAUUUAAGAAGUGUUGAAAUAUUAUUUUUCACUACAUUUGCAUGAAGAGAUGUGUGCUUCUUUGUAUAUACUUUGUAAAUAGAAAAAAAAUCCAAUGUGCAUUUCAUUAUAUGGCAAGAUAUUUUUAGAACAUGUGGAGAUUUAACUUUUCAUUAAUAACAGUUCUUCAAAAAGCUUUGUUCAAAAAUGUUGCCAGCAUCUGCCACAGUAUGUUUCCCAUUGGAAUUUACACUUUGUACAAUUGUUUUUGUCCGGCAACUCUAGAUGAAACUACUCAUUUCUUCAAAUGAGUGACAGAUAGCUUGAGAGCAAAUUGGGAGGAAAAAUGAAGACAGUGCUUUUUAAAUAUAUAUGUAUAUUGUGUAUAUACUUUUUUCCUUAAUUUAACCAAAUUGGUCUUUUUUAUAUUGCCUGUGGCAAGCAGUGUUGUACAUGCCAAUAGAAAACAUACACUACCACCACAUUUAGACUGCCCACAUAUCACAUCUAGGGGCUUACAGUGCUGUUUUAAUUACUCCUUUAAAGAAUGUAAAUUAAAACCUUGUAUAAAUCGUUUUGUAAUACUUUUUUUUUUUACUUGUGAAUAAACUGUUACAUGAAUCGGUCA
This is a messenger RNA of Oxyura jamaicensis (ruddy duck), 3936 nucleotides long. RefSeq names its product TNF receptor superfamily member 19 (gene TNFRSF19). Gene Ontology annotation, biological process: positive regulation of canonical NF-kappaB signal transduction; positive regulation of JNK cascade. The transcript has 10 exons. Gene Ontology annotation, molecular function: signaling receptor activity; protein binding. Lineage: Eukaryota; Metazoa; Chordata; Aves; Anseriformes; Anatidae. Gene Ontology annotation, cellular component: plasma membrane. The coding region runs from base 311 to 1537 and encodes 408 amino acids. The record is from RefSeq and is a predicted model, not a curated record.